CUUCCAGAACCCAUCGCCCUCGUCGCGAAUCGUCUCCGCCGGAACGGUGGUUCCUGGCGCCUUGCGUCCAGCGAGCCGUUCCAGUUCACGCAUCUCGGUUUCUUUCGACAGGGGCCAGCAAUUCGUUCAAUCCCGCGCCAUGUCGUUCAGUAGUGAAUAGCAAGGAGUUAGGAGAAAUGGAUACGCAAGAGAACACAACCCCCACUCAUCAUCGAAAAGAAAAGAAAAAAGAAAGUGCAAAGAAAAAAGAGAGAGCAAGGAAGAGGACAUCAUCUGUUUUGGAUUCUACUAAUGUUUCAGACACAGUCAAUGAGGAAAUGGCAGAGUAUGAUCUUGAUGGACCUACUAUCGGUGAAAAACUAGCUACUCUGGAUUUGAUCAAUAGAGAUAAUGAAAAGAAUGAUACUCAAGAGCAAACACUGUCUAUGGCGCCACCAAGUGCAGAUUCAGUCCAUAUUUUGCUCAAGCAAGCUCUGCGUGCUGAUGAUAACAUAUCAUUGCUAGCUUGCUUGUAUAAUAGAGAUCAGAAGGUUAUUGCAAAAUCUAUAUCACUCCUAACACCAUCAGAUGUUGUGAAGCUUCUCAAGUUCUUCGUAUUGCAAAUACAAUCGAGGGGCGCAGUAUUGGUUUGUUCACUUCCCUGGCUGCAAACUUUACUUAAUCGGCACAUGAGCAGCAUUGUGUCCCAGGAAUCUUCUCUGUCCUUGCUCAACUCUCUCUACCAGCUUAUUGAUGCAAGAACAUCAACAUUCAAGUCAGCGCUUCAACUCUCUACCACUCUAGAUUAUCUUUUCAGCGAGAUUGCUGAUGAUGAAGCUGAUGAUGAAGAGGUAGAACCACCAAUCAUUUAUGAGGACAAGGACACUGAUGAUGAAGAAUCUGAAGUUGAUGCUAUGGAAACCGACAGAGAAGAGGCUGAAGAGCUUGGGGAUGUUACUGAUGCCUCUGAGCAUUCAGAUGGAAGUGAGAUAAUGAGCGACUGAUUGACUUCUGCCCUAGGACUGAGCUCUCAGAUGUCAAUCCUGACUAGACACUCGGCGCGGCUUUGCUGCUCCCUACCAGAGUUUGAUACUGUCUGGCCACCUUUAGAUGAAACAAGCAUAUUGUGCACUGGUUAUUUAGCUCUAAUCUUGUAGUGGUUUUGUUAUCACUGCAGAGUGUAGACACAAAUUGCAAGUGAAUCUGAGUGUUCAAUUUUUGGAUGUGAUAAUGUAUAGUUGCCGUUUCUCUUGUCGGGCA
Messenger RNA from Panicum hallii, 1239 nucleotides. RefSeq lists its product as uncharacterized. Gene Ontology annotation, cellular component: nucleolus. The coding region runs from base 177 to 983 and encodes 268 amino acids. The record is from RefSeq and is a predicted model, not a curated record. The transcript has 7 exons. Gene Ontology annotation, biological process: maturation of SSU-rRNA from tricistronic rRNA transcript (SSU-rRNA, 5.8S rRNA, LSU-rRNA). Lineage: Eukaryota; Viridiplantae; Streptophyta; Magnoliopsida; Poales; Poaceae.